Cryptomeria japonica (Japanese cedar) is the source of this 2620-nucleotide messenger RNA. RefSeq lists its product as uncharacterized. The transcript has 3 exons. The record is from RefSeq and is a predicted model, not a curated record. The coding region runs from base 491 to 2269 and encodes 592 amino acids. Lineage: Eukaryota; Viridiplantae; Streptophyta; Pinopsida; Cupressales; Cupressaceae.
UGGGCACAUUGAAUGUUAAGUUUGUGAAUGUUUUAGUACAGAUAUGCUUAGAACGCUAUGAAAUUUUGGAGAGCACAUUUAUUGGCUAAACACAAACCCCACUAAACUCAGUGGAUGGGGAGGAAACGCUUCGGCUUGUAGGUAGAGAGUUACAGUGCACUUUUCCUUGUACAAAAUUUCGGACCCCAAAUACUCGCAGAUCUCGAAGCAAUGGAAAUUACAGUUUACAGAGGAUAACUGCACAAAGACAUUUACUUGCUAUGGUGAAAACCCAUGUCGUAUAACUGGGUGAAAUUACGGCGAAUCUGAAGAAAACCCAAAAACAUCGCUUUAGUUCGCCCUAAAAUUCAGGCGGGUAAGGGUUUAGGGUUUUGCUCUUUACAGUUGCAGAUUCCAGUGACAACUGCAAGCAGCAAGACUGCUAGUAGAGGUACAGGUGUUUUUUAGUAUCCUCACUGGACAGAUUGGGAUCUGGGAAGUUGCACAAAAUAUGGCUGAUUUUAAGGAAGUUGUGGAGAAGGUGUUGCUGCCAUUGCAACUUAUUCUUGGACUUUUUCUCAUCAUGAAGACGACGCCUCUAUGGGCGGUCAUUCAUUGCACUAUUGCCUACUUGCUCAACUGCUUCCAUAUCCCUUGCACAGAUUAUAAACGGCUCCAGAAAUUUGAAGGUCGAGUCUUCAAAAAAGUGAUCUCUCAUGCCACCAUAGCAGGAGAUGUGUCCAAAGUGGAAAAGCAGAGGGAUGCUAACAAAUCUAACAAUGCUGGGGAGAUAAUUGUGAAAUCUGAGAAUGGUGCGUCAGUCUCAGUGGACUACCUGGGUCAGAGCUUUGUAUUGCAGCGAAUUGAAGGAGGCAAGAUUGAACUAGAGCGAAAGGAUGGAGAAAAGAUUCUAAAGAAGGAUGGAGAAAAGAUUCCAACGAAGGAUGGGCGUGUAUAUUACAUCACAGAUAAAAUGUGGGAAACGGUGCAGUACAUUGCAGAAGUUGGUAAAGAGAUCGUGUUUGUGAAAAACUAUAAGGAAAUAUGGGAAGAAGUGGUCACAGGCGAUAUCAUGGAGUUUGAAGAAGUGCUGGAUUCGGUCAUAUUGGACAACCGCUCGGUUAUUCGUCUGGACCACGAUUACUUUCUGCCAGUCAACUUAAUGUUAAUAGAGUUUAAGUUGACGGUGACUUUAAACUUUGUGGCUUUGUUCCUAAGGACUCAAAAACAUAUUCAUUGGUUCAUUCCUGCAUUGAUGACCUUUACAGCGGCAGUUAUGGGGUUUGGUACAACACUGAGGCUGUCUAUUGAUGACUAUAUCGCUACAAUCUUGUGCAGAGCACUACAGUGGGUAUGUGACCUACUGCCUUUGAUAAUGAGAAGGCGGGUGUACUAUUGGGGGAGCUGGGUGCAGCACUUCAGGCCCAGUAAUGACUUACAAUCAAAGAUUGUUAGGGGCGACAUAUCCGUGCUCAUUGCUGGGGGUGCAAAAUUUGAUUCUAAAUCUAAGAUUCAGCCUAUAAACUUCCCUGAGUGUUCGGCAGAUGAGAUUUGCUCAGGAGGCGGCCCAGCUUUGUUCAGAUGCAGUGACUCAAAUUCUGAUUCAAUCAGUGACUCAGUUUAUAUUGAGUGGAUCUUCGUCAAAACUCAGAAAUGUUUAUUAAAAGCCGGCCGUGUUGCAUCGAACAAGUCAUUGAAACCGGUUGAUACUUCUAUCGUAUGUGGUGAUGGAGAUUCUAAGACGAAUGUAGUUAUACAAUUCUUCACAUCGGGAAGGGCAGAUGAUAGUCAUACUGUAUCAGUGGAUAACGAUUCUUCCAACGCAAAGGAAUCGUUAAUGGCAGAUGAUAGUCAUACUGCAUCAGUGGAUAUCGAUUGUUGCGAGGCAAAAGAAUCGUUAAUGGCAGAUGAUAGUCAUACCGCAUCAGUGGAUAUCGAUUAUUGCAAGACAAACAGAUCGUCAAUGGCAGAUGAUAGUCAAACUGCAUCAGUGGAUAUCGAUUGUUGCAAGGAAAAGGAAUCUUUGAUGGCCGAUGAUAUUCAUACUGCAUCAGUGGAUAUCUAUUGUAGCAAAGAGGAGGCCAUGAAACUAUUCAUAUUUGCCGCUUACAUGGCAAAGCUGAAGUCAGGUUCACUGAAAUCUUAUGACAGGAAUUCUAAGACUGUGAAUGUCCGCCGUUUCAUAGAGUCGAUCAACGCCUAUGUCAGAAGCGGCUAUCCACCACUCCACACAUUAGAGUUGAAGGGUGUAGUUGUCCGUCCAAAGAUGCCCAAAUUUCGCUUAUUUUGAUAGCUAAAUGAAAAUGUAGUAGAUUGUUAGGAUAGCUUUUUCCAGUGUUGUGUUACAGGUAGUAUGUAGUUCGUCUAUCAGAGGAUACCUUUUUCAAAUUAUCCUGUAAGCAAUUAUACUUCUCUAGUUGCUAAAUUGAAAUAUAGAGUAUUCUGCUACGAUGAUGGGGAGGUUUUCUCUUAGAUGAAAGUUAGAAAGAACCUCAUUUUGUUAACUUGCUUACCCAGAUCGAAGCAUAUGCAGUCCUCAUUGCAAUAUACGUUGCCAAAGCUACCAAUAUUUUUGGAUAAUUAAUUUGAAGCGCGUGAUUCACGGUGGGAGAAAUAUCUAUGAUGAUUAUGGAAGAAACUG